AUGCCAGCAGAUAAACUUAGAAUUGCAUGCUAUGGGGACAAGAAUAUUUUAAGAAAUAUCGAAUACUUUUUUAAGGACGAUUUUUAUGAAAUACAUGAUGUAAAAUUAAACGAAAAAAUAAACAAAAUACGAGUUAAUUUACAAUAUGAAUACUAUAACAAUUCAAUAGCUGAUUAUUUUAAAAAUGAAGAUAAUGGAUCGAUUGAAAAAGCUUUUAUUUAUAUUUAUUUUUUAUAUUCAGAAAAUUUAGAGGAAUAUAAAAAGGAAAAGGAAUAUUUAUUAAAUAGAUAUAAAGAUAGUAUAAAUGAGGAAAAUGAAGAUUGUAUAUUUGUUUAUUUAUACAAUUUAGAAGAUAAUGUAAAUGAAAUAAAAAAUAUUAAAAAAAUUAAAUCUGACUUUAGUUCUAAUAGUUAUAAAACUAUCAAAAUAUUAAGUGUCCCAUUAAUUCAAAAUGAAGAAUAUGAUACAAAUGAAAAGGUCAAAGAACUUUAUGAACAUUUUAAAAUCAGAUAUAUUGAUCAUAUCAAAAUAUGUAUUGAAAAAAAAUACCAUUCCAUUAAAAGCUCCUAUAACAAAAGCGUUAAUAUCUUUUUAAGCUAUGUAGAGGUAAAGAAAAAAAUUAUUCUGGAAAAAAAAAAAAAAAAGUUUUGCAUAUCCAACAUAUCUGUAGAGGAACCAAAACCAAAUGACGUAUCAAAGGCAGAGGAAAAAGAUAGACCAAAUCAUAACGAAAUAAACAACAUAAGUGAAUUUGUCGCGUUUUAUAAAAAUCACAAUAUUUUUUCAUUUUGCAAUGAAUGUGUAGAUAUAAAUUUUUUUUUACAAAAAAAUGACGUUCAUUCUUAUAUAAACAAAAUCGAAUUUGUUACAGAUUAUGAUGAACAAUUAUAUUUAGACAUGUAUGAUAUUUUUUUAUCAGUUUUUAUGUGGGGGGAAAAUUUAUGUGCAUUGUAUUUAAAAUUAAAUCUUUUUAAGAAAUGCUAUAUGCUAUAUAGUAGUAUUGAAAGAUUAUUUUACAAGCAUCUCAAUGUUUAUAUAAAAAAAAAAAAGUGUAUAAUACAUUCUCCGAUUUUAUUUGAAAAAUAUAAACUAGCUAUAACCAGAUAUAUAUACGAAAGAAAUGUUUGUUCUAUUCAUUUGCUAGAAUAUAUAUUUUUUAAAAAAUUUACUUUAUUACUUUUUUUAAACAAAUUUUCAUAUAUUUCAAUAAAAGCUUUAAAAUUUGCUCAAUUCUUUUACAAAAAUAAAAUUUUUAUAUUUAUGCACAAUUUUAGUACCUUUAGAAAUAGUGUCAAUAAAUAUAUGAGUCAUCCAAAUUAUAUCAAAUAUGUUCAUAAAAAAAUUGCAAAAUAUAAAAAAAAAGAGCUAGCGAAAAAAAAUCUCGAGCCAAAAGAAGAAAAUUUUAAAGAUCCCAUAAUAAAGGAAAAAUCGGAAAAUCUGAGUGAUUCUAUUGAAAUUUACCAAAAGGAUGUCAAAAAAAAUGAACCGACAAAAGAAGAUAAUCCUGACGAGGGCAAUAAAAACACGGGGAUAAUAGUAGUGAAAGAAAACAAACCCUACAAUAAUAACAACAGUAACAAUAGCAAUAAUAAUAGAAAAGGAAUGCACAAAUCGAAUAACAUCUUAGUGAAAGAACUUAAUGAUAUAUUUAAUCAAAAUGAUAGUAGCGAACCAGUCAGUGCAGAAAAUAUACUGAAAAAAAUUAUUAUAAAUAAAAAAAAUCGUAAAAAUGAAAAAUUUAUUGAAAAAAACCAAGAUGAAGAAAACAAUGAAUCUAAAAAUGGUGAACAUACAGAAACCGAAAAUAUUUUAUGCUCAAAUGAACCACAAACUAGUAAUGAAGUUUUUUGUGAUAUAUUUAAAAACGAAAAUGAAAAACUGUUAUUUCUUUUAAAUUGUUGUUUUAUGAAUAAAGAAAAAUAUUUUUCAAUUUAUUUUUAUAAUCUUGGAAAUUUAAUUAAAUUUCUUUUUGAACGAAGAAGGGAUUUACACAUUGAGAAAAAUGCAAAUAAAAUAAAUCACAAAACAAAAGAACAGGAAGACAAAAUUGUUAAACAUAAAAAUACAAAUAUCAGUAAAUAUUUAUCCCUCCAAAAAAAUAUUAUGAAAUUAGGUUAUAAAAAAAGUUCCACAAAAAAUAAAAAAAAAUCGAAAUCAAAACUUCAAAUUGAAAACUCCAAAGAAUCGAGUUGUGUAGAAAACUCAUCUUCCGCUUGCUCAAAUUUUACUUCUUCGGCACUUAGUGAAAAAAGUGAAUCCAAAAAUAACAACAAACUUUUUCUAUACACCGAUUUUAGUAUUAAUGUUUCAAAUAUAUUUAAAUUAUCUUUUAUAAUUUUGAAGAACAUACUUAAUAUGAAUGCUAACAAUUUUAACAACAACCCUGAAUGGGAUUUGAACAAUUUUGGAUAUAAUGAAAUAAAUACACAUAGAAUGUAUUUGUUCAAUUUUUUUUAUAAUUAUUUAGAAGAAAAAAAAUUUGAAAAACAUAUAGAAAAUGUAAUUGAAGAAGAAGUUAUAGAAAAUAAAAAAAAUAUUUAUAACAACUUUCCAAUUUAUCAUAUUAAAGCAUUUUCUAAAGAUAGUAAUAAACAAAAAAACUAUCUACUAAUAAAUAUUAUGAAUAAAAUUAUUAAUUUAUAUUCAAGAAAACACAAAAAUAUAUAUAUUAUAAAUAAGUUUUUCUUAGCUAUAUUACUAUUUGAAAAUAAAUUAUAUAAAAAGUCAUUUCAUUUUGUUAGAAAAAUUAUUGAAGAAUCACCAUUCCAUUUUCUUACACAGUUGUGUAUGCAACUUUUAUUGUUUCAUGAUUUAAAUAAUAAUUUUUAUCAUUUUUGUGCUUCCUAUUUUUUAGCAAAUAAAUAUACUAAAAUUAUAUCUUUUAAGAAUGUUAAUAUUAAUUUCACUUCCUUUCAAAAUUAUGAAUUUGAUUUAUUUUCUAUGACUAGCCAAAAUUCUAUUUUAAAGCUCGAGCAAAAUAAAAGCUACUAUUUAAAUUUUUACGACGCAUUGGAAAGAGAUAUAAUAACAUUUAAUUUGUCUUUGAUAAGUCAAUUAAAAGAUAGUAAGGAAAAUGAAGAAAGCAAAAAGGUUCCCUUUGAUGCUAAUGAAAAAGGAAAGCAAUUUUUAGACCCAGACAAUAACACAAAUAAGGUAUACCUAACACAUGAUGAAGCAAAUCAGAAUAGGUCGAAAUUCUUAACAAAUAAAAUGAUAAAAUUUGAAACUAAAAAAUUCUGUAAAGAUAAUUAUUAUUUUAAUAUAAAUAAAAAAUUUUUAAAUAGUUUAAAAAAAUAUAAUUUUUCCGUUUCCGAAAAUGAAAAAAAUAAUAUAUUCUACAUGCCAACGGAAGAUAUUAAAAUAUUUGUUCAGUCGGAUUAUAAUCUAUAUAUGUUUGUGCCCAAUAUGGUUUUUGGGGUUAACAAAAAGGUAACACCUUCCUGUGAUCAUAUAAAUGAUACCAAAGAAUGUAAUAUAAAUAAUUGUACGACUAAAAAUAAUGCUUUUAAAAUGUAUCACCUCGAUACAUUAUUGGCUAAUAAGAUAAAAGAAUAUGCAGAAAAAAAAAAUAUGGAAACUAAGACAGACAAAGUUCAAGAGAAUAUAUCCUCUAAUAAAACUGAUAAGACAAUCAAAAAAAAUAUACGUGUUAAAAAUGUGUGUGCAGAAUAUGAUGAAUAUUUAGACUUAUUUGUUUUUUCCGCAUUUACCCAAAAUUUGAAUGUUAAUAAUAUAAUUUUACAAUUAUAUAGUGAAGAAGAAAAUAAAUAUUUAUACAUAAAAUAUUCGGAAGGAAACUAUGUAAUUAAAGAUGGAUUAAAUUUAAUAAAAUUAAAUAUAAUUAAUAUUCUCGAAUCUAAUAAAAUUAAAUGGGAAAAUUUUUGUUAUAAAAUUAAAUAUGUUUUUCUUAAAAUAAAAAAUUUUGCUUUAUAUCAAAAAAUAGGAAUAUUACCUAACGAUAAUUUAAUGGACUCCUUUAUAAAAAAAUAUGUUAGUUUUAUAAACAACAACAAUAUAGUAAUUAAUAAACAUAAUAGUUAUACAACCUUCUUUUUAAAUCAAUUAAUUUUACCUCUUUAUAUUAAAAUAAAAACCUUAAAUUCAAUUCUAAAUUGUAAAUUAACUGCUUCCUAUAUAAAUAAAACAUCACUAGUAUAUGAUAAUAUAAACUAUGUUAAAUUAAUUAUAAAAAAAAGGCAACAAAUUCAAAGUAAAAAUAUAAAUCCUUACGAGGAUAAUGAUAUAACUCGUGACGAGACCGAUGAAGUAAGUGAUUUUAAUAAAAAUAUACCAAAGAAUAAUCCUGAUCAAGGAAGGGGAAAAUUUAUUCAAGUGUCAGUUAAAAAUAAAAGCCAAAUAAAUGAGUGUAAUGAUAUUAAGUUAUACAAUACUAGUGUUAAAGAUGAAAUACUGUUUGUAGAUUUAAUAACUUUUUAUAUUGAACACAAUGAAAAUAUAGAUAUAGAGAACCUUAAAAUUUUAAAUGACCAAGAAAUGGAUAUGAUUAAACAUAAGGAUAGAAAUGCUCAUAUGGAUGAAGAGACUGAGGUUAACGACUGUAAUGAAAGCUCAGAAAAUGGUUGGAAUAAAAAUGACAAACAAUUAGAGACCACACAAGCAAUAAUCUCGUUUAUACCACGUCGAAAAAUAGACAAUGAAAUUGGCUCUGUUAAAAAUAGAGAACAAAAUAUGGAUGAUAAUUUAUAUAAAAAAUUAUAUGCAAAAUCUUCUACAAGCACAGACAAAAUAGAAAUAAAAUGUAUAAUAAACAAUGAUAUAUGUGGAAAAAAAAGAAAACAACGAAAAACAGAUAUAUAUAAAAUAGAACAAGUAAAUUAUAUUGGAAAAAUAAAAAUUGAUAAUUUUAUUAAUCAUGAUCAAACAUUAACAUACACACAUUUAAAUAAUAAAUUAAUUGUUCAAAAAAAAUUUAAACUUGUAAAUAUUUUUAAUGAAAAAAUAAAUACAUAUAGAUCAAAAAAUGGAAUGUUAUAUGAAUUAAUAUUAAAUUUAAAUAAUAAUAAUUAUUCUGUAUUUUUAAAAAAAUUCAAUAUAGAAAUAUUAAAAAAAAAUAUUACACAAAUAAAAAAUGUUAAAAUAUUUUUUUUAAACAAUGAAAAAAAUGAGGAUUCCGAUUCCAACAGUUUACAAAAUGAAAUAACCUCAUUUCAAUUAAAACCUCCAAAAAUAGAAAUAAUUAAUAAUGAUAAUGAAAAGGAUAUAGAAAUUCUAGAAGACAAACAAAUACAACCUUCUGAUCAUAUAAUAGACACUGGAAAAGAAAUAUGUAAUAAUCUUAAUGCAAAUAUAAUAAGUAAUAAAGAAAAUGAUGAAAUGAAACAAAAAAACUUUUACGAUGAAAUUUCUAUUAAUAGUUGGAUUAAAGGGGGAGAAAGUAUAUUUUUACUUUUUGAAGUACAAUAUAAAAAUAUAUUUGAUAAAGAGGAUAAUUUUAUAAAUCACUUAAAAUAUGAAAAUGCUAUUGGAAAUAUAAAUAUAUUAUAUGAAUAUAGAAAUCAAAAUAUUUGUAAAAUAGACAAAUAUGAAAAAAAGUAUCUAUAUAAUUUACUUGUAUUUAUUCCACAAUUUUUAUUAUCUAUUGAUGCUCAUUAUGAUAUACCUAAAACAGGAAUACUUCAUACCAAUAUAAAUAUUAAUGUUAUAUUGUCUAAUAAAAUAAAUGAAGAUAUAUAUAUAAAACAUUUUGUAUGUAUAGAUAAUAAUAAUAAUGAUGAUGAUGAUGAUGGAAAAAGAAAUAACCGUGAUACAAAAUAUAAUUGGCUAAUAAAUGGAUUUAAAAAACAAGUAGUUUGUAUACCCAAAAAUUCAUCUCAUGUUAUAAAUUUAAUGUUAAUUCCUUUGAAAGUUGGUUUAAUUAAUUUCCCACCAAUUUCUUAUUUUAUAAAAUUAAAUAAUACUUGGAUUGAAAUUACACAGUUUCUGAACAAGAGUGAAAAUUUUCAAGUAAUUAUUUCCCCGCCCCUUAAUAUUACCCCACAAAUAUGGCAACUUAUGUAA
Messenger RNA from Plasmodium vinckei vinckei, 6018 nucleotides. RefSeq names its product conserved Plasmodium protein, unknown function. The transcript has a single exon. Lineage: Eukaryota; Apicomplexa; Aconoidasida; Haemosporida; Plasmodiidae. The coding region runs from base 1 to 6018 and encodes 2005 amino acids. The record is from RefSeq and is a predicted model, not a curated record.